CGGGUGAGACAAAUUGUAAACACCAUUUCACAACAGAUCGACACUACCGGUGUAAUAUGAUUUCUGUAGUACAGUGCUCAUAAACCAUGCAUUGGGAUUCAGUAUGAUGACAAAAGAAACUUUUUCUACCAGCAGAUAAAAACAGGACCCAAUGGAAUCUUCAAGUUCAAAUCCAGAUUUAUUGGCCCUAGCAACAGCUAGUGUCCAGGCUCAGGAAAGAUUGCACUUGGAGCUGAAGAAGAGGAAAGUGAAGAAGAAAGAUGGUAAAUCUCCAUCAGCAUUUGACCAUUCCAUACAAGCAUUAGAACAUCUUCAGUCCUUGAAGGCAGAGCUUGAAGACAGAGAUUUCAAGCUUCAUGACUAUAGUUCUAAGGUCACAGAAGAAGGACUGCAGUCUCUGAGGCAGCUUUGCCUCAUGCAUGUUCCCAGCUCCGUCACAGAAGAUGUUAGAGGGUUAUUUCAGGAAAAACUCCAAGAUAUAUUUGAAGGUUGGAGCAGAGAAGUCUUAUUUGCUGCAAUCAUAACUUGUCCAUGGUACUGGGCCACACAAGAAGAAAGAGGGCAGCAGGCCAAGCACAACUCUAUUUUAGUGAUUUAUGUAGGGCGGGAUGAGGAGUUCUUUGCUCCAAUUAACAGACAUUUUAAAGAACAGCACAAUGUCAUAGAUUUGGGAUGGUUUUAUGCUGCAGAAGUUUUUCAUUUUUGCAACUAUGCUGUUAAGGGAAAACAAAGAUUUGUUGAGGCUUUAUGUCUACCACAGACAGCAAUCAUAUUUGAAUCUGACCAGUGGAUAAACAUGAAAACUUCUCUUACCAGCCAACUGCUCAAUCUCAGGGGAUUUUUGGAGCAGUGUCGGGGCCAAGCCAUUGGUGGUAUAUCCAAGAAGAGCAAAGUUUCUGGACAGAUGCGGCUGAGUGAUAAAGCUACACUUUAUGAAAUGAGCCAAUCAUUUCGCCUCUUACAUAGUGCAUCAUGUGUCUUAAAUGGUGAAAUACCUUCAAUGGACUGUAUUCUGGAAGCUGAUAAUCUUUCAGAUGUGGGCAAAGAAGCUCUCAGAAAACUCCAGGCAGCUUAUCAGGAUGAAACCAUGUCCAAGCUAGACUUAUUUGAUAUUGUACAGCGAUGGAAAAAGGAGGUGGAUUGUAAAAUGUCUAAAGCAAAAUUCAAUAAACUGGAAAAAGUACAGGAAGAGCUUGGCAAGUGGCAGGCUGAUGUCAGGUGCUGUCAGAAAAAUGAGAACUUCCAAAAACUAGUUGUUGAAGAUUCUGCUAGAGACUGCUUGCUGUCACUAAUGAAGAAGAUUGGAGGUCCAGUGGCUAGUAUGGAACCUGAGCAAAUAGUCAUGAUAGCACAAGCAGGGAGUUAUUUAUAUGACCUGGCAACACCUGAUAGUGAUGUGGAUUACAUUAUAGUUUAUCUUACUCCCACAGAGAAAAUAAUAAGUUCCUGUGGCAUAGGAAAUGAAUCGUAUGAGAAUCGUGGCCCCCAGAAGCAGUUUGAGUAUGGAGCAUAUGAAGCAAGACUGUUCUGUGAGAUGCUCAGUAAAGGCAGUGUGGUCAUCUUGGAGCUAGUUUUCUCUUUGGAUCUGGAAUAUACCAGCUCAGCCUGGAGGGAAUUGGUCAGUCAUAAGCAAGAUUUUGUGACAGAAACCGCCAUUCAGCAAUACCUAGGUCUUGUGAAGAACAACAUGAAGAUGAUUGAGGGUGGUAAACACCAGGGCACAUCCAGGGAGAGGAAGCUUUUUUAUCAGACGUUCCACAAGCUGGACAGUCUGGAGUACUUCCUCCAGGGUAACCCGCCCCCAGUUAAAUGUUCAGGGCACAUCAAGGAUUUCAUCAUGAAGAUAAGACAAGGACCUCUUGAGGGAGAAAUUUCUAGAGAAAUUUUGUUCAAACUGGCUGAAGAAAAACUACAGAAACUACAAUCUGCUUUUGCUGGCAGAGCUUGCAGGCUUCCAGAGCAUGCUAACACAAAGUAUCUGACCGACUGGCUGAUGCGCAUUAGGGGAUGGAAAGUGGAGCCCCAGAGUUGAUCUUCAUUUACAAAAAAAAAAAAAAAAAAA
Messenger RNA from Lingula anatina, 2062 nucleotides. RefSeq lists its product as uncharacterized. NCBI's taxonomy places the organism in Eukaryota, Metazoa, Brachiopoda, Lingulata, Lingulida, Lingulidae. The record is from RefSeq and is a predicted model, not a curated record.